Molecule: messenger RNA, 865 nt
Organism: Branchiostoma belcheri (Belcher's lancelet)
Lineage: Eukaryota; Metazoa; Chordata; Leptocardii; Amphioxiformes; Branchiostomatidae
Exons: 5
Coding region: 1-681 (226 amino acids)
Source: RefSeq, a predicted model, not a curated record
AUGGAGGUUCGGGUCGUGAGGAACAAGGUCCUGGCGGUGAACCUGCUGAUCCUGGGGUCUGUUGCCGGGGUGUGUAGCGGGGUCGGCUUCCUGGUCGCCUACGACAUCGGCAGUAUCUUCUCCUUCGUCGCUGCCUCCACGGCGCUUAUAACAGGGAUCCUCACUAUAACGGAGAACGAUCGCCUGGUGUGGCUAGCCACGGUCGCAGCCUACUUCUACGAAGCUGUCUGUUUGCUGCACACUCUCGUGUUCCUGGGCCUCGUCAUUGGAGCCUGCAACUCCAGUCUAUACCUCACAACAGCAAAAGGAGGUUGUAGUGACAGUAAGGAGUUCACCGGUCUGUACGCGUUUAACAUGACGCUAACCCUGAUGAACGGAGUUCUGUGCGCGCUGCUCAUUCUCAACGUCUGCGGAUGUUUCACCAGACGGACGGAAAAGCCACGCCCUAUGUCCAGACCAGUCACCAAGACUAAACAACAACAACAACAACAACAACAACCUCCCCAACCACAGACACCACAGAAGACUUGUCCGUCCCCCUUGGCCACGGACGCAGUCGUCCCUAAGACGAAUAAGGACCUCCUUGCUAAGACUAAGACGAAGCGGACCAAAAAGACCAAGCGGCCGUCAUCCUAUAAGUGGCCUUCAACCCCAAUACUGAGUCCUUCUCCGAGACACUGAAGAUCCCAGUCUGUUAAAGAAUGCGCCUCAGUCUGUUAAAGAGGCCCGCAGCAUUAGUAUAUUUAAGAACAUGUGUCAGGCCCACCUGCUCACACAGCAGAAGCACCAGUUGACCCGGAGACGUGGCCCCAGACACGAGAACAUUCUGGCGGCUAGAAACCGCAUGAACUGUAUCAAGUAGUAA